Portunus trituberculatus (swimming crab) is the source of this 9481-nucleotide messenger RNA. Its product is annotated as serine-rich adhesin for platelets-like. The record is from RefSeq and is a predicted model, not a curated record. The transcript has 3 exons. Bases 20 to 9274 code for a protein of 3084 amino acids. Lineage: Eukaryota; Metazoa; Arthropoda; Malacostraca; Decapoda; Portunidae.
CCGACGCCACACAGGCAGGAUGCGGACCUCUGUGGUGCUUGCGAUUCUGCUGGGGGUGUGCGCGGGUGCUAAACUAGACGGUCUGCACCACCACAACCACGACCACGACCACGACGAACACCAUAACCAUGAAGAAGUCGACCACACCCACAAUCACACUGAGGGCACUAGCCAGCCGACGGAGCACGCCCACCGCUCUCAUGGUGUCGGGCACGCUGCGGGCGAACCCUUGGAAGAAAGGAUCAACGUACAGGCUGGCUCUAUUCGCCACCAGGAGUUCUCGUCGGGCAAGCCAGGGGGGGAACCUGCCGUCCAGGGAAGUUACUCAUGGAGAGCACCUAACGGGGAGACCUUCACGGUGGAGUACGUGGCCGACAAACUAGGAUUCAGACCAACCAUUCACCGAAGUGGCUCGUCCUCUUCGUCCUCCUCUUUCGCCUCCAAGACACUACCCAUCUCUGAAGACUCACGCACUGUAACCAAGACCUUCAAUCAUCUUCCGGGCAGCGCUAAGGAGAUCGCCAGUGAGGGUGACGACGGUGGUUGUGCUGAAGGCGGCAAAAACUCUGCUGCGUGUAGAAAUGAAACUCCACAGCAGGCAGUUGGUUCAGGCAGCCCACAGCACACCACAGGCUCAUCUCAAUUACCAGGUUCACGUUUACCUACUAGUUCACUCACCUCAAUCACCUCAUCUCAGUCGGCUGCUUCACAACUUGCUAGCACGAGUGGUUCACAAGGGUUCUCUGGUUCAUCUGGUGGUUCACCGCAAUCCUCUGCUCCUAUCAAAUCACAGCAGACUAGUUCUGGUUCACUCGGGUUACACAGAUUUUCAGUUCCUUCUAGUAAACAGGAGUCCUCUGGUUCACUUGGUUUACAGCACUUUUCCGUUCCAUCAGGGAGUGCACAGCAGUCCUCUGGUUCUCCUGGUUCGUCCGAUUCACAGUCCUCUGGUUCAUUAGGAGACACAAGGCAGUCAUUUGGUUCAUCUGGUUUACAACACGUCACCGGUUCAUUGAGUACACAACAAUCAUCCGGUUCUUCUGAUUCACAAGACGUUUCUGGUUCGUCAGACACGCAUCAGUCCUCUGUGUCAUUAGGUUCACAUCGAUUCUCUGGUUCGUCAGAGACGACACAACAGUCUAGUGGUUCUGCUGGUUCAUUGGGUGUACAACAGUCUUCUGCUUCAUCUGGUUCACGUUUCUCUGGUUCAUCAGGCACACAUCAGUCCUCUGGUUCACGUUUCUCUGGUUCAUCAGGCACACAUCAGUCCUCUGGUUCACGUUUCUCAGGUUCAUCAGGCACACAUCAGUCCUCUGGUUCAUCUGGAUCUCAUAGAUUCUCUGGUUCAUCAGGCACACAGCAGUCGUCUGGUUCAUCUGGUUCACGUUCCUCUGGUUCACUGGGUUCAGGACAGUCCUCUGGUUCGUUAGGCACACAACAUUUCUCUGUUUCAUCUGGUUCACGCCUUUCUGGUUCACUGAACGCACAAGUGUCCUCUGGUUCAUCUGGUUCAUCACACUUAUCUGGUUUAUCGACAGGACAGUCCUCCGGUUCAUCUGGUUCGUCUCACCUCUCUGGUUCUUCGAGUACAAAACAGUCUUCUGGUUCAUCUGGUUCUCAUAAGUUCUCUGGUUCAUCGGGAACACAACACUCAUCUGGUUCAUCGCACUUCUCUGGUUCUUCGGGUGCAGAACAGUCCUCUGGUUCGCUAGGCACACAACAUUUCUCUGGUUCAUCCAAUGCACAAGCGUCCUCUGGUUCAUCACACUUAUCUGGUUCAUCAGCUACAGAACAGUCCCCUGGUUCAUCACACUUUUCUGGUUCAUUGGGUUCAGAACAGUCCUCCGGUUCAACUGGUUCUCACAGGUUCUCUAGUUCAUCAGGCACGCAACAAUCGUCUGGUUCAGUACAGUCUUCCGGUUCACAACUUUCUGGUUCAUCAUCGACAGAACAGUCUUUUGGUUCAUCUGGUUCACGCCUCUCGGGUUCAUCACCGACAGAACAGUCCUCUGGUUCAUCUGCUUCACGUUCCUCUGGUUCAUUACACUUCUCUGGUUCAUUGGGUUCAGUACAGUCCUCUGGUUCGUCUGGUUCAUCACACUUCUCUGGUUCAUCAGCCACAGAACAGUCUUCUGGUUCAUCUGGUUCUCAUAGGUUCUCUGGUUCAUCAGGCACAAAGCAUUCCUCUGAUUCAUCUGGUUCACUUUCCUCUGGUUCAUCACGUUUCUCGAGCUCAUCGGGUACAGGACACUCCUCUGGUUCAUCUGGUUCACUUUCCUCUGGUUCAUUAGGGACAGGGCAGAUCUCUGGUUCAUCACAGUUCUCUGGUUCAUCAGGCACAGAACAGUCCUCUGGUUCGUCUGGUACUCAUAGGUUCUCUGGUUCAUCAGGCACACAGCAUUCCUCUGGUUCGUCUGGUUCAUCGACACGACAGUUCCCUGGUUCAUCUGGUUCACUUUCCUCUGGUUCAUCACAUUUCUCUAGCUCAUCGGGUACAGGACAGUCUUCUGGUUUGUCUGGUUCACUUUCCUCUGGUUCAUUAGGAACAGGGCAGACCUCUGGUUCGUCUGGUUCAUCACACUUCUCUGGUUCAUCAGCCACAGAACAGUCUUCUGGUUCAUCUGGUUCUCAUAGGUUCUCUGGUUCAUCAGGCACAAAGCAUUCCUCUGAUUCAUCUGGUUCACUUUCCUCUGGUUCAUUAGGGACAGGGCAGACCUCUGGUUCGUCUGGUUCAUCACACUUCUCUGGUUCAUCAGCCACAGAGCAGUCUUCUGGUUCAUCUGGUUCUCAUAGGUUCUCUGGUUCAUCAGGCACAAAGCAUUCCACUGGUUCGUCUGGUUCAUCGACACGACAGUUCCCUGGUUCAUCUGGUUCACUUUCCUCUGGUUCAUCACAUUUCUCUAGCUCAUCGGGUACAGGACAGUCUUCUGGUUUGUCUGGUUCACUUUCCUCUGGUUCAUUAGGGACAGGGCAGACCUCUGGUUCGUCUGGUUCAUCACACUUCUCUGGUUCAUCAGCCACAGAGCAGUCUUCUGGUUCAUCUGGUUCUCAUAGGUUCUCUGGUUCAUCAGGCACACAGCAUUCCACUGGUUCGUCUGGUUCAUCGACACGACAGUUCCCUGGUUCAUCUGGUUCACUUUCCUCUGGUUCAUCACAUUUCUCUAGCUCAUCGGGUACAGGACAGUCUUCUGGUUUGUCUGGUUCACUUUCCUCUGGUUCAUUAGGGACAGGGCAGACCUCUGGUUCGUCUGGUUCAUUACAUUUCUCUAGUUUAUCAGGCACACAGCAUUCCUCUGGUUCCUCUGGUUCACCUUCUGGUUCACUGGGUACAGGACAGUCCUCUGGUUCGUUAGGGAUACAACACUUCUCUGUUUCAUCUGGUUCACACCUCACUGGUUCAUCCAACGCUCAAGUGUCUUCUGGUUCAUCCGGUUCAACUCACCUCUCUGGUUCAUCAGCUGGAAAACAGUCUUCCGGUUCAUCUGGUUUACAUUUCUCUGGUUCAUUAGGUACAGGACAGUCUUCUGGCUCGUCUGGUUCAUCACACUUCUCUGGUUCAUUAGGCACACAGCAGUCCCCUGGUUCAUCUGGUGCUCAUAGGUUCUCUGGUUCAUCUGACACACAGCAGUCCUCCGGUUCCUCUGGUUCAUUGGGAACUGAACAAUCUUCUGGUUCAUCUGGUUCGUCACACUUCUCUGGUUCUUUAGGCACACAACACUUCUCUGGUUCAUCUGGUUCACAUCUCUCUGGUUCAUCCAACGGACAAGUAUCCUCUAGUUCAUCUGGUUCAUCGCACAUCUCUGGUUCAUCAGCUACAGAACAGUCCUCCGGUUCAUCUGGUUCUCAUAGGCUUUCUGGUUCAUUAGGUACAGGACAGUCCUCUGGUUCAUCUGGUUCACUCGGUUCCCAUCAUUCUUCUGGUUCACUGGAGUCACAGUCUUCUAGUUCUGGUUCUCAGCAAUCUAUUGAUUCAUCCCUCUCACAGCACUCUUUUGGUUCAUCUGGUUCUCAACACUCUGUAGAUACAUCAGGUUUUGGUUCAUCUGGUUCAAAGAAGGUCGUUGGUUCACCUGGUUCAGAGCAUCGUUUUGGUUUUUCACAGCAUUCUUCUGAUUCGUCUUUCACUUCAUCUUCUGGUUCUCUUGAGUCACAGCAGUCCUUUGGUUCCUCUGGUUCCCAACAUUCUCUGAGUUCCUCUGGUUCACAGCAGGCUACUGGUGCAUCGGGUUCCAGGCAAUCUGUAGGUUUGUCUGGUUCACAGCAGGAGUCAGGCUCACCUAGCUCACAGCAUCACUUUGGUUCAUCUGGUUCACAACAAUCUACUAUUUCAUCUAAUUCAGAGCAAUCUACUGGUUCAUCUGAUUCACAACAAUCUUUUGGCUUGUCUGGUUCACAUCAAUCUUCCGUUUCACUUGGUUCACAGCAACAGUCCACUGCCUCAUUCGAAUCACAGCAGUCUGGUUCCAUUGUCUCUCAGGAGUCCUCUGAUUCACAGUCUGGCGUGCACAGUUCAGCUGGUUCACUUAACACACCUAGUGCUCCCCAUCCUGCUGGUCCGCUCACCACACAUCAUUCUGGAGGCACACUCGAUUCACAGAACUUGAAAGAACAGGCAGACUCUCAAGGCAUUCAGUCAUCAUUUGGCUCCACUCAGUCUCUGUCCACUUCCUCGACUGCAUCAGACUCAGAGGUAACCGGUGGACAGCACGGUGACCUCUCAGUAUUCUUGGCUGGAGAUGGAGCACAAAUAGGACAGACUGAGAAUCAAAGGACCAAGACUGGAUCUUCAGUGACUGGUUUCGAGUCGGGAGCAUCUUUCUCUUCUCAUUCUCAGUCAUCUCUUGGGGUUGCAACAGGGACUGGAACAUCUGAAGUGCCUCACACUCCUGUAGGAACUGCCACUCUUACUUCUGGGGCAUCGGUAGGAACAUCUGGUGAUUCUAGUGUUGGUUCUGUUUCAGGCUCCCAGACUAACCUUGGUGUGGCGACGCAGACAUUUGAUUCUAAGCGUCCCACUGGUUCUAGUAUUCACUCCCCCUCAGAUUCACUAGAUUCUCAUUCACGAUUCUCUUCAUCAUCCUCUACUGAUUCUAAGUCUGGUGGCGCUGUUUCUUCAUCCACCGUGCAGGGUUCAGCAGCAGGAAACAGUGGUGCCUUUGGUUCUGUUUCUGGUUCUUUGUCAGUUGCUUCUGGCAGCGGUUCUUUGACUUCCCUUACUUCAUCUGACAAGCAAGUGGUGACCCAGACUGACGACUCAUCCGGUUCACAACAGACUUCAAGUUCAUCUGGUUCACCUAACCCACAGCAACCUUCAGGCUCUUUCCUAACUCAGCAGUCUGGUUCCUUCAGUUCUAAGCCUCCCUAUGACUUCUUUAGUACACAAGUGCCGUUUGGGUUUUAUGGAUUACAGCUCCCUUACGGCCCAUUCGAAUCCCUCAGACAACGUGACCCUCAGGGAUUUUACCACUUGCGUUAUCCCGUUGACUUCUUUAACCUGCACCUUCCCUAUUACACACGCUCGAGAUCUCCACACACUUUCCUCCGCCAUGCCAACUCUGCUGCCUUCCAUCCGUCAUCCAGUGCAUCUCCUUCACUGCAUCAGUCUACCUUCAGUUCACCUACUGCUUCACCUGGUGCCUCCAAUUUAUCUGCCUCACCUGACGCAGCUGGUGCAAUUGAUUCACCACCUGCGCUUGGUGUUCCUGGUUCAUCUGUACCCUCUACUUCUCUCGGUUCGUCCAAUACACAUGUGACUUCCUCUGGUUCACUCGGUUCAUCUCUUACGUCUGAUUCACUUAUUUCUGGUUCGUUUGACUCUUCUAGUGCCUCUGGUUCCAGUUUUGUUGAAGGUGCAUCUGGUUCACAAGGUUCUGUUGGUUCAUCUGAUACGCCAUCUCAUUCACAAGGUACUUUCGGUUCGGCUAGAAGACCUGACUCGCCUAGUACUUCCUCAGACUUACCUGUUCCCGGUUCAUCUGGUUCAACUGGUUCGACUGUUUCAGAUAGUACUCCUGACACUCAUGGCACAUUUACACCUGUUUUAGUAAAUACACGUGGUUCACAAAGUCAUUCUGGUUCAGUUGAUGCUUCUGACUCCUUUACUGGUGCAUUAGGUAUUCAUGGUUCAUCUGGUUCAUCUGAAGUAUCAAGUACACUAAGCACACCCGGUUCGCCUAGCUCUAAACCUGACAUAAUUGGAGUCUCCGGUUCACCUACCUUUACUGGUUCACCUGUUUCCGCAGCUGAUACAUCUGUAGGAAAACACAUUGAUGAUUCAUUUGGUUCACAACACACUGGGAAGGAAGGAGUAAAUAGUCAGCAGGAGUCAGUGAGUGGUUCGGUUCACUCCACUUCCACUUCGUCAUCUCUCUUCUUGGCAGUGGGCAGUGGACAGGAUGAGAACCCGUCAGUGGUUCUAGCGCGUGGUGGAGAACAAGACCAAGUUCGCCCACAAAGUUUCUUAAGUAAAUUUAGUUCCUCUGGGGUCAUUCCUUCAUCCAAUCUUCCUAGCGGUUCACCCAGUAAGCCCGGUUCACAAGACUUAACUAGUGCCACGGAUGCUGUAGGGUUGUCUGGUUCUAGUUCUAGUUCUAGUCACUCUGGUUCAUCUGUGGUGGUUGACUCACAACAUCACAUAGGUUCUCUUGGUUCACUGAGUUCAUCUGAUGUGUCUUCUGCUGGUUCGUCGGAGUUACAACAGCAUUCUUUAGGUUCAUCUCAAACGGUUCACUCGUCUGAUUCAUCCAGCCUGCAAGAUACCACUGGUUCUACUGUUCUGCUACAAAACACUGGCUCUUCUGGUUCACUUAGUGCUCUUGGUGGUUCCUCUGAUGGUUCUAGCUCACUUGUUUCACCUCACACGCUUGAAACACCCGAUAUAUCAGAAUCCCAUACAACUGGUUCAUCAGGUUCACAUGUCACAUCAGAUUCAUCCAUUCCUCUUGGUUCACAACUCUUAUCUGGUUCAUCAAGUACUUCUGGUUCACUCAAUACUGCAGACUCAUUAAGUAUUUCUGGUUCACAUGGUUCUUCUGUUUCUCAAGUUACAUCAGGUUCAUUUGGUCAUGGUUCAGACAGUACUUCUGGUUCACUCAGCGGUAUUUCUGGUUCACGUGGUUCUUCUGUUUCUCACGGUACUUCUGCAUCAGUUACAAGUGCUUCUGGUUCGAUUGGUGCAACUGAAGUGGGUGGAAACAUAGCUGUGGUUCUGGCAAGCGGCGGCACACAUCAAGAACCGGUUGUACGAGGAGAGAACCAACAAACCGCCUUUCAAGUGGAAUCUGAUACAAGUUCUGGUUCAACAACAAGAUUCACACCAGUGACUCAGAUAGCUUCCAAGGACGCGAGUCUUCAAUUCCAGUCCUCUUCUGUGCCUCCUCCAGCUGGUCCACCCAAGACACUCCACGCCACCGGUUCAUCAAACUCUCCUCCAUCCACUAGUUCACAAUUCCCGUCGUUUGGUUCUCAUGGUUCUCAGCAGACUGGUGUUCUACUGGGUUCACAGCAUUUCACUUCGUCUGCCGCUGGUUCGACUGAGAUACAAGAUUCACACAUCUCCUCACGUCCUGCUGGUUCAUCGGAGGCAUCUGGUUCGUCGGGUCUUGUUUCUUCCGGUACAUCUGAUGCUUCUGGUUCAUCAUUCGGUGUUUCUGGUUCUGUUGGUGUUGAUAGUGGUAGUGUAACUGGUUCAACGGAUUCAUCAGAUAGUACUGGUUCAUCUCUGUCACCUGGUACAAGUGGUUCACCUGGUUUUGUUUCACAUGUUACUACUGACACAUCUGCUUCACCUGGUGUUUCUGGUUCACCUGACUUGAUUGAUCCACGUGGCUCGCCAGAUGUAAUUGGUAAGCCCGGCACACCUGUCUUAGCAAUUACAUCUGGUUCUUCUAGUCCAUCUGGUUCCCCUGGUUCAUCUAUCCCACGACACCCAGAAGGACCACCUGGCGUAGGAGGCGGACAGGGUUCAUUACUUGGUUCCAUUCAGGUCCCGUCCACCUUCUUGUCUGUGCCGGGCUUUAAGGUGACGAGUGGCCAGAAUGAGGGUUUGUCUGUGGUUCUGGCGAGGGGUGGACUACAGCAAGGACAGUCUCGUGGUCAGGAAGUCUCAGAAAGUCUUGGUAAAAGGAAACAUUCUGGUGUGAAUUCUGGGUCAUCUACUUCUUCUGGUUUCAGUGUGGUGCAAAAACUUGAGACUUCACCAGUACGUAAGUCACACACUCAGUUAUUAAACUCACAAAAUUCCUUCGGGUCUCAGUUUGCUGUGGGCUCCAGUAUAGGGUCCACCGCUGGGUCUAGAGUGCCUUCCCUCGUCAGUGCCGGGCGGGAAUCGCAAGGGUCAGGCGCUGGUGUAAACGCCGUCAGUGGUGCGGUGUCGUCAUCCGGUGCAGCUUUCAGAAAUACUCAGUCACAAACUUCUGAAAGACAAAAUGUGCAAAAGUUUAACGGUGCCUCAGUGUCUCGCCAUUUCUCAAGCUCCUCUGUCCCUGGAUCACCUACAUCAGAGCCCUGUGUGUUACUCAGUAUGCUGAAACCUACUAGUGAAGGUGGCUUUACCAUUUCCACUCACCAUUCCGGGAUAUCCACUUCACUUCCCUCUGACACAAACUCUGGGUCUUCCGCUGCAAACAGGAGUGAUGCCGUGAUCCUCGGGGGACAAACAGCUUCGGGAGUCACUCGUAAUUUUGGACACAAUGGUUCAUCGUUUGCCACUCACCGCUUCAAUUUCAAGUCGUCCCACGGAAGCAGUAGCAGCAGCAGUAGCAGCAGCAGCAGCAGCAGCACUAACAGUCAUAGCGGCACAGUGACGUCUCAAGGGAAGGGAAGCAUACAGGUAGAUUCUCGUCCGCCCUCUAUCGUCCGCGUGUCUCCCAUCACGUCAUUAGGGAGCUUCUCUCGGCACUCAUCACCCAGUGUUGACAGUCAGGCGGCAAAAGUACAGCAGAGUCCUAUCUCCGCACCAACAGAGGCACCAGCCUUCAUACCAAUACAACCAGCAAAACUUCAGGCCUUUUUUUCUGAGAGGCGGCCAAGUUCUGACCUCAAGUUUUUGUCACAGCAAAGUCACACCAAUGCUGGUGGGAGUCUCUUGAUGGUCAGAAAUCCUGAGAGCUUUGUUUUGCAUGGUGAGCCACUACCCAUGCACAGAUUUGAUACCAACAAGAAUGAUUUUGCCCUGUCUUCUGUCACCUUGAGGAAACACAGCUUGAGAAGAGGCGGUGGCCACAAGGGUGAGGACGUGGCUGUAGUGCUGGCUCGUCCUCUCCAUCACCAGUGAGCCAACACUUCGCGCAAUGCCGCGAGGGAAGUUUGGUUGAGGGGAUGAGAGUACAAACUAGUUGCUGGCACUGAUUCUGAGGCAAUGUUGCACUAUAUUGUGUUUUGUUUGGAUUGCUGUACUAACCUGCCGGGGAAACCCACCACAUGUUGAGUUGUAAUACGUACGCGCGCUGUUGACUUUGUUGUAAAUAAACCUUUGAACAAA